Messenger RNA from Necator americanus (New World hookworm), 264 nucleotides. RefSeq lists its product as uncharacterized. The transcript has 2 exons. Bases 1 to 264 code for a protein of 87 amino acids. Lineage: Eukaryota; Metazoa; Nematoda; Chromadorea; Rhabditida; Ancylostomatidae. The record is from RefSeq and is a predicted model, not a curated record.
AUGGCGGACAGUCGGGCGGCCGGCACGGCGGCCAGCGAUUCAAAUGUGGGAGGACGAGAAGAACGAGGCGGCGACGGCGGCUGCGACGACGACCACGACCACGAUGAGGACGACGAGACUCGCAUAGAUCGCAGCUUUGACGAUGGCGACGACACCGAAACGUUAGCCGUAAGAAAGUUUUCGUUAACAAUCUUGGCUGUUGCUAAAUUGGACUAUCGACAAGUUGCAAUCCUUUCUAACGGAUCACUUCAACUCUCAGCGUGA